CAGCGGAGGAGAGACACCAGUCCGAGUUGGCUGAUCCGAGGCAACCAAACACACCGACUGGCAUCCGCGCUGGAGCCGAGCGAGGAGCCGCGUUCACUGCGUCCGGUCCGCGUCCCGCUCCGCUGCGUCCCCGUGCACGACAGGAUGAACGCGUUCAGGAGCUUUGGACACUUUGGACAGCAGCGCGCGCUGGAAAACAGGAUUUAGUGGAGAAGUUGGCUCUCGGCAGCGGCGGUGCCCGAGCUGAGACUCUGCUGACAGCCGUGAGGAGGAUCCGAGACUCUGUGUCGCCGAGCUGCUCCGUGACGCGCGAGGACGGAUUUUAACAAGUUCUCUGGGUUUUUAUAAAGUUUACAGGAAAAUUACGGCUGAUUUUUUUUCUUCUUUGUGCUCGGUGGAAUCUGACAUACUGAGGCUUACUGUGGAGACGGAAUACUCUGGGUCAGCGGCGGGGAGUUGUUGGAUAGUUUCUUGCGGCGUGGAGGCCGCCGUUCUGCUGGACAGCAUGCGAACGGAGGAUGUUGUCUGAGUCUGAGUCGGGCCUCCCUGCUCUGCGUCUCACCUCGUCGUCCAGAGGAAUGACGGCUCUGUGGUGCUCACUCUGGCUUUUCUUCCUCCUGCCUCUCUGCGUCGCUCCGGCCAGGCUGCCCACCGCUCAGCCCACAGACUCUGUGUCCAGCGAGACAGCCUUCCUGGAGGACUAUGUCCUGGGCAUGGGGGACACCCUGGAAAUGUCAUGUGACCUGGAGGACCACUCGGAGCCUGUCGUCUGGUUCAAAGACGGCGCCGGGCUGGUGCCUAGCAACCGCACGCGGCUGGGCCAGAGGAUGUUGUGCAUCAUCAACGUGUCGUACGAGGACUCGGGCGUCUACUCGUGUCGGCUCGCCCACAGCAACACGCUGCUUGGCAACUACACCAUCAGGGUGACAGAUUCUCUGUCGUCUGGUGACGAUGAAGAUUAUGAUGAAGAUCCAGAAGAUGCAGGUAAUGGAAAUGAGGCUCCAUACUGGACCAGGCCUGACCGGAUGGACAAGAAGCUUCUGGCCGUUCCUGCCGCCAACACCGUCAAGUUCCGCUGCGCCGCGUCCGGAAACCCGACGCCGACCAUCCACUGGCUGAAGAACGGCAAAGAGUUCAAGGGAGAGCAGAGGAUGGGAGGCAUCAAGCUGAGACACCAGCAGUGGAGUCUGGUGAUGGAGAGCGCCGUGCCAUCAGACCGGGGGAACUACACCUGUGUGGUGCAGAACAAGUACGGCGCCAUCUCCCACACCUACCAGCUGGAUGUUCUGGAGCGCUCCCCCCACAGGCCCAUCCUCCAGGCCGGCCUGCCAGCCAAUCAGACGGUGGUGGUGGGCAGCGACGUGGAGUUCCACUGUAAGGUUUACAGCGACGCCCAGCCGCACAUCCAGUGGCUCAAACACAUCGAGGUCAACGGCAGCCGCUACGGCGCCGACGGCGCCCCCUACGUGGACAUCCUGAAGAGUGUUGUCAGUAAACACACUGAGGCCCACAGUAAGUUGAAACUGUACAACGUGACAGAGAGGCAUGCUGGGAAGUACUGGUGUCGUGCCACAAACUUUGUAGGCAAGUCGGAAAACGCUUUCUGGCUAAAGGUACACAAAGCAGCAGUGAGCCCAGAGAAGGAGGAUUACUACGCUGAUAUCCUCAUCUACGUGACGGGCUGCGUGCUCUUCAUCCUCGCCGUGGUCAUCGUCGUCCUUUGUCGUAUGAGGAUGACGACGCAGAAGACGCUGCCCACGCCGCCCGUGCAGAAACUGUCAAAGUUCCCCCUCAAGAGACAGGUAACAGUGUCCUUGGAUUCCAACUCCUCCAUGAACUCCAACACCCCGCUGGUCCGGAUCGCCCGCCUGUCAUCCAGCGACGGCCCGAUGCUCGCCAACGUCUCGGAGCUGGAGCUGCCCUCCGACCCCAAAUGGGAGUUCCCUCGCACACGGCUGACUCUGGGUAAACCUCUGGGCGAGGGCUGCUUCGGUCAGGUGGUGAUGGCCGAGGCCAUCGGCAUCGACAAGGAGAAGCCCAACAAGCCGCUGACUGUUGCUGUGAAAAUGCUGAAAGAUGACGCCACGGAUAAAGAUCUGUCAGACCUGGUGUCAGAGAUGGAGAUGAUGAAGAUGAUUGGGAAACACAAAAACAUCAUCAACCUGCUGGGAGCGUGCACGCAGGACGGUCCUCUGUACGUCCUGGUGGAAUACGCCUCCAAAGGUAACCUGAGGGAGUACCUGCGGGCGCGGCGGCCACCAGGCAUGGACUACUCCUUCGACACCUGCAAAAUCCCCGACGAGCAGCUCACCUUCAAAGACCUGGUGUCAUGUGCCUACCAGGUGGCCCGAGGCAUGGAGUACCUCGCCUCGCAGAAGUGUAUCCACAGAGACCUGGCAGCCAGAAACGUCCUUGUGACAGAGGACAACGUUAUGAAGAUCGCCGACUUCGGUCUCGCCAGAGACGUGCACAAUAUAGACUACUACAAAAAGACCACCAACGGUCGUCUGCCUGUGAAAUGGAUGGCUCCGGAGGCUCUGUUCGACCGGGUCUACACGCACCAGAGCGAUGUGUGGUCCUACGGCGUGUUGCUGUGGGAGAUCUUCACCCUGGGAGGCUCGCCGUACCCGGGGAUCCCUGUAGAGGAACUCUUUAAGCUGCUGAAGGAGGGACAUCGGAUGGACAAACCUGCCAACUGCACCCAUGAGCUGUACAUGAUCAUGAGGGAGUGCUGGCACGCCGUGCCGUCACAGAGGCCGACCUUCAGACAGCUGGUAGAAGAUCACGACCGGGUUUUAUCGAUGACCUCCACUGAUGAGUACCUGGACCUGGCGGUGCCCUUCGAGCAGUACUCGCCCACCUGUCAGGACUCCAACAGCACCUGCUCGUCAGGAGACGACUCGGUGUUCGCCCACGACCCGCUGCCUGACGAGCCCUGUCUUCCCAAACAGCUCCCCAGUAACGGGGUGAUAAGGACAUAAAACCUGAGCUGGGGGGGGCGGUCGGACUUUCACCUCCUCUCACAGUUUGACAAACACCUCUCAGUGACUCCUCAAGAUAUGGAAAUGAAAACUCAGCAUGCAAUACUUCCACAGUGCUUCAGCGCUCCGAUUCGUCUUAAACUCUUUGACUGAGUUUUCCUCCUCUUCCUCCUCCUCCUCCUCCUCCUCCUCCUCCUCAUCCUCCUCCCCAACAGACUCUUGGAACAUUGAAGGAUUAUUUUUUGCCGUUGAACCAUGUUUGUGUUCCUCUUUUCAGAAAUGAAAUUAUAUUUUUGUACUCGGGCCAGUUUUUGUUACGGACAAUCUGUGGGGUGAAACCAUUCCGUGCCUACUGGGAUAAAAAAAAAAAAAACUCCUGAGACUGAAACACGUGGACAAACAGGAAGUACGAGGAGGGAAUGAAGGGCAUUGGUCAGUGACUCGUUGGCGAUCCAGUAGGCGGGGACCUCAGAUUUUAACCCUCUCGUCUGCACGGAGCCCCGAGGUCGCCGGAAAGGUUUGCGAUCUCAAGGAGAAUCCGUCGACAAGAAACCAGCAAAGCCAGAAUCAACUCGAUGAUGGGACUCGUUCUUCCGAAGACACUCGAUAACUUUUCCUUGACAGGAGACGACAGAGAGGACGACAGCAUUUAAAUGUUUUCUCAUGAAUUUGUACGCCAUCGUCCUGUUUUAGCUUCCCGAAAAAACACCUUUGUGAUAAUCAUGGAACAAAUUCCUCAGCUGACGUGAGGCGACGUGUCAGGGCCAUUCAGUAAUUAGUACAAUAAGGUUUGUUUUUUUAAUGUAUCUAGAAAAUGAUUUAUUGUAAAUAUAUAAAUGCAAAUAUGUAUGAUAUCGCUGUCCACAGCCAUGUACGUAAAGACAAAACUACAUUUUUAAAGUAUUGUUUUAGGAUGGAAGCAUUGCAGUCUAGAAGACACUGUCAUGGAAGUGUAAAACAUGUAAUCAUUUAAAGUGAAAAGGUUUAUUUGAAUAAUUAACGUGUAUAUUUGUAAAGAUAUUUAUAGACUUAACGUGGUUCUUAAGUUGAAAGGUUUAGUUUAGGAUUUUAGUACUGUACGCAAAGAUUUUUAUUUCCUUUUUUUUUUGUAACUUAUUUUACAACAGAACUGCGGCGUUAUUUUUCAGACUCCUCUGGUUUUUGAUCCAUCUUUUUGUUUCGUUUACAGUUUUUAAAAAAAAUAAGAAUGUAUGACAGACGGGAAGAUGAAUAUAAGAGCGAGUGUGAUUCGACCGCCAGAGGAGGAUUCGGGAACUGAAGGCUCCCGCUGAAGGGAGGCUGACGUUUCUGACGAGUUUAAAUUCUGGUUUGAAAAGUUGACGUUUGCAAUAUCGAAGCAAUGAUUGACUCUUGCUGGGCAAGAAAAAGCAGCGCCUGGAGGUUUGUACGGAGACGCCGGAGAGUACGACUGAAGUACUUUACGACGUUUUCAAUAUCAACAACAACGAGCUGUGAAUCAUCAGGAGCCUUCAGAGAAAAAUCCUCCUAUUGAUUCGAUCUCACUGUUCAGGGAUGAACUACAUCUCCCAGAAUUCUUUCUUUAAAUCGUGGCAUUCAAAAAAAUGUGAAAGCUCGUGAGAGAACAAGUGUCGGCUAAAAAGUCUCAACUGCGAACAAAAAAGAAAAGUCAGUUUUACAUUGCUAACCCCAAACUCACCCUGUGUUCAGCUGCACUGCAUUCUGGGGCUUUGAGUCCCAGGCUGCUCUCAUGCACUGUUCGUAUGUAUAGAGUAAUGCACCACAAUUCAUAUAUAACCCACGUAAUCGAAGGCUGUGAUCAUGUGACCAGCGCGCUGACGGAAGUAAAAAGUGAAGUACUAAAAAGAGCGACAGUCAGAAGGAAGAUGGGGUCGUGGACUUUCCCGUAGAAACAGGUGUUUGUGUCGCGACUGGAACCAGGUGAACUUUAAGUUAUUUCAAUGAACGUCGUCACCAUGUUUGUUUUUCUGAACCUAGCCUACGUAACUUAACGUUAAGUAUGUAACGCAAAGAUUCCCAAACCACGUUUCUGUUCCAAAACUUAUCCUACAUGAUUUAAUGAUAAGUACAAAACUACUUUUCCUAAAUCUAAUUUUCGUAACUUUACAAUAGGUACGAAACUUUACGUAACGUAACUUUACGUUAAGUGCAUAACAUGGCAACACCCAAACAUGUUAUGUAUCUAAACUGACCACAUUUUAUUUCCUAAACUUAACCCUCGUAAUUUAAGGUUAAGUAUGUAACUUUACUGCAAGUAUGAAAUGUAAAGACUCCCAAACUGUGUUUCUUCUCCUAAACCAAACCUGAGUAACUUUAUGAUAAGUACAAAACUCUACAUCAAGUAACUUUACGUUAAGUACAUAACGUGACGACACUCAACCACGUUUCUUUUCCUAAACCUAACCGGUAGGCAAAUUUGCGAAUCCUAGGAUAGCGAAAGAAUGGCCGACUUUACUCCACCUUUACUCUGUGUUUGAUUGGCUCACGCUAACCCUUAACCAAUCCAACCAAUGAAGGCAAUGAGUACUAGCUAAUCAGAGGGAGCGUAGGGCGGGUCGUUCCUUUAGGAUCCUAUUCGCAAAUUUGCAGCUGGUACGGGCGCUAGUUAAGUUGGUGCUGUUUCAUUAGAUACAAACCUUUGUAUGAGAAAAUACUGUGAGUCCGGUAAAGGUGCAGAAACUGUUCUCUGUUCCUGUUUUACAGUCACGUGUGAUCGUUGAACGUCAGCGGCUUCGUCUGAAACAAGGUCUCACUCUUUGAUUCUGAGCCUUGAAACUAAAAUGUGACAUUUAUGGUUCAUAAACAGAAUAAAUCAAACACACCAAAGACAAAAGGAGACUCAGAGGGUUUGUUUGAACAGUGUUAGAAUAUUUAGGAGGAUUUAUUUCUGAAGGUCACUCUGAAGGCUUCACACUCUUGUAACAGAAAGGUCACAGGGUCGAUGCUAACAAGCUGCGUGCGGAUGUCAAAGUGCCCUUGAGCAAGACACUCAGCACCUGUGUGCACACUCACACAGAGAGACAUCAGCUUGAAGGCAGAAAUGUAAAGCUGUUAAUAAGAGAAAGAAAAAGCUGCCCAGACUUUUGAGACUUUAUCGCUGCUCUAUAGUAUUAAUACUGAAAUGAAGGCGUGCUGUGCGACUCACAAGUCGCACGGCCAAACAGAAAUAUAAACCGUAUGUGUGUCGGUCUGUUAAAGGAGACUCUGACGACUGUGCAGGAUCCUUCGCUCCGUCUGUGGGAGCAAAUAAAAAGUGCCAAAUUAGUCUUAAAGUCGAUUUCAGCGAGUUCUGUGAACCAAAUGCUGCACUGUGGAAUGUAGGCGGGCGGAGGUCACGUGUGCAGCGAAGGAUCAUGGGAUUGCCAAAUGGAUAUCUCCCCUGUUUUUUAUGCAGUCGUCUCCAGCUGACCCCAAAAAGCGAGCAGGUUGAAAAUGUUUACAGAGUCUGUUUUUAGCAAAGUCACAAAGGGAAAGGGACGUUCAAGAGAACUGAAGGUUCAGACGCAACAUUCACUCGCUGCUAAAUGUUAACAGUGGGAACACUUUGCUACGGAGUUUACUGUCAGUACUUAAACACAUCGCCCCCAAAUAUUUAAAGUACUUAAAGGAGUGAGAACCUGUAUUUAACUGUUUUGCUACACUGGGAGAUUUUGAUGUAAAUGAUGUUUAGUGGUUGGUUUGUGCACAGACACGAGGCCUCUGUGAAGUGAACGCUUUCACCCAGUCGUUGUUUAAAGUUUGGGCCCAGAUCUAUGAAGUGCCUGAAAACAUUCAGCCAACAAACAGCAGAUUGAUUCAUUCUGAUCACGUUUGAAUGUAUAAUUGCAAAAAGAAUAACUGAAUAAAGAAGCAGUUCUCACAGAAGCAGGCGAUGGAAGUAUUAGCCUUUUGUUUUUAAUCUGGAGCGAACGCCAUGAGAAGGCACUUGUGUGUAAAGGUCGGACGGAUCUGAUGAAACGCUGUUUGUUUUAUUUAUUCUUCCAUGCUGGGUAAAAGCUUUCCCUAUGGCGAGAGUAUUUUUAUUCAAAGCUAUCUGCUUUUCACUGUUGUUUCUCAUUAAAGAGCCAGAAGAUGAUGAAGAUGAUGAUGAUGUAGAGUAGUCAUUUUACUGACGCCCCCCAUCAGGCUUUGCUCCUGGCUUCGUUUAUCCUGUAUUUUAUUUUUAUCACACGCCCCCGGCCUUUUCUCUCUGCGUCCCUGUCGAGCUCCGUCUCUCUGUUUAAAGACCAUGUGUUGUUUUGAACAUGUGUGAUGUCGAUGGCGUUCCUGCGUGUGUCACGUGAAGCAGGACGUCCAUCACAGGAGGAAAAAUGGCAGCCAGUAACUGAACCUAUCGACUUCCCUUCAGGCCUUUUGUUCCAUUUUGGAGCUAAUGAAGCUUCACAUUAAGUAUUCGACCAAUCUGUCACUUCGCUGAUACGUUUCGUUGCUGUUGCAUGAAAAACAUGUUUCUCCAAAAUGUCCAUUUUUCACCAGCUCAGAAAAAACAGCCCUGUUUCAGCUCUCUGACCUGCAGCGUUAGAAAACCCACAUUCUCCAAAGUGUUUCAUUUAAAGUAGUCUGCAUUUCCUCACACAGAGAUUUUCAGCUCAGGAGACCUAUAAACAUACAUUAAAUACACUUAAAUACACCCAGAAAUCACGGCAACAGGCGUCCAUAGGGACUGUUCUUAAUUCAUCAGAGGCUUUUUUUAUUUUGACCCUCCCUGAGUGACUGGAGGUAAAUCCAUGACCAUAAGUGAGUUAUUAGAUUUUUGACGUUUGAAAGUUAAAAGUUGAAAAAGUCUCAGUUUUUCACUCUCGUCGUACAAACGGUUUAUUUUUGGCCAAAUUUUAAAUGAGAUGUAAAAUAAAGUGAUUUUGAUGAAAUAUUUAAGCUCAGAUGUGAUUUUUUUUCUGGCGUCACAAGUUCAAGGCCGUCAGAAAUUUAAAAAUCCAAAGAUAAGUCCUGUUUGGUUUCAUUUUGGACAUUUUUACAGAAAAUGCAUUUUCUUUAAAAAUAGCUUUUUUUUGUUAAAUGGAAAAAAAUCUUUUUAGAAUUAUCGCUUUUUAAAAAUGAGAAAAAAAAAGUUAUCUGACAUGCCUUUAUUUAUUGAUUAUAUAUUAUCUGUCCCUAUAAGAAAUGAAACUGAAGUUUGUUUUCCCAAAGGAGGCUAAAAACAACCCAAAGAGCACCUGAGCAGACGCCAUCUCUUUAUUCAUUAACGCCAUGUGCUCACAGUUUCAGGUGCACUGAGCAUGUGUCACACCCUCAUAGCUCCCAUCAGGUCGGUCUGGAGUUUCAUUAAAACAGUCUAAAUUCAGCUCCAGGUUUUUUCAUCAUGACAGGAAAUCAAUCAGCUUUGAACGCAGCGUCGGCCCUCAGAUGUCACAUGUUUAAAACAACACAUGGUUUUCAGAGUUUUCUUUGGUAUUGACUGAGAGACGAGGUCGCUGUCAGCAGGGAGGGACUCUUACUGUAUGUACAGCCACACGUGGGCCUUUAACUUCCUGUCGUCUCCGCUCUGACGGACUUAUUUAUUCUCUCAAAUAAAAGAGGAUCAGAUUGAAGGUGAAGCUGGGAGGAGACGCACACACUCGUCCCUCCACUCAGAUCCAAACUACAUAUUUUAUUUCCACACAGCGCUCGUCUGGUUUCUUUGCCCCUGCAGCUCUAACCCGACAUGUUAGUCCACAUUAAUUUAUAGUUUGAGAUCUGCUUUGUGUUGCUGAUGUACAUGAGUAGAGUUUAUGUAGCUGUGUGAGCUGUUUUAUAAGAAUCUUAGAGAGGAAAUGAUUUUCAUAUUCACUUCAUUUCAUUUUGCAUUCCACAUCAGGUUUUCUUUCUUUUUAAACCGUAUGGAGACAAAAUCAUGUUUGUCCUCUGAUUUAUUUUCCCAGUCCCAUAAUUUAUUUUCCUCCCUCUGUAUUCAUGUCUCUAACAUAGACAGGUGGAACUAACAUUUGGCAUUAUGUGAUUGUUUUUAUUUGUAAUUCAAUGCUUGUUUGUUGCGCUGAUGUUCCUGUUCUGAUCACGAUGAAUCGUCUGUAACAUUCCACCACAUCGUCCCCUCGGGGCCAACAGCUCCCAGCGGGGGAAAGAACUAGAUCACAACUCUCUCUGUGCCUGACGAACUAUGCUGUCAAAAAGGUUUUCAAUAAACAUGUUAUAAUGGCG
Messenger RNA from Epinephelus moara (kelp grouper), 9137 nucleotides. RefSeq names its product fibroblast growth factor receptor 3 (gene fgfr3). Gene Ontology annotation, molecular function: fibroblast growth factor receptor activity; ATP binding; fibroblast growth factor binding. The transcript has 18 exons. Gene Ontology annotation, cellular component: signaling receptor complex; membrane. NCBI's taxonomy places the organism in Eukaryota, Metazoa, Chordata, Actinopteri, Perciformes, Serranidae. The record is from RefSeq and is a predicted model, not a curated record. Gene Ontology annotation, biological process: fibroblast growth factor receptor signaling pathway; positive regulation of MAPK cascade; positive regulation of cell population proliferation. Bases 519 to 2981 code for a protein of 820 amino acids.